Molecule: messenger RNA, 1105 nt
Organism: Clupea harengus (Atlantic herring)
Lineage: Eukaryota; Metazoa; Chordata; Actinopteri; Clupeiformes; Clupeidae
Product: low choriolytic enzyme-like
Exons: 8
Coding region: 7-849 (280 amino acids)
Biological process (GO): proteolysis
Molecular function (GO): metalloendopeptidase activity; zinc ion binding
Source: RefSeq, a predicted model, not a curated record
CUGGUCAUGGCAACCUCCACAGUCAUUCUGCUCGUCUGCCUACUGGGCACACUUAACACAGUCCAGUGUCAGCAUGAAGAGGAAAAUCCAGAGGAUGUUGAGAAGAAUGGCGAAAUUGACAGCAUCCCUGUGGAGGACAACUACACAGUGUCCGCUCUAAUUGAAAGGGCCAACAAGAAUGCAGGGCAGGAACUUGAUGAUCCGGAGAUCACGGAGGGUGAUAUUGCCGUGUACACUGGGCUCCAGAACGCUGACCCUUGCACCUCCCGUGGCUGCAAAUGGCAACGCUCCAGUGAUGGCAAUGUCUAUGUUCCAUACUACAUCGCCAACCAGUACUCCUCCCAGCAGAGGGCCAUCAUUGAGAGGGGCCUGCAGUCUUUUGCCCAGUCCACCUGCAUCCGCUUCACAAGACGCACAUCGCAGAGAGACUAUGUGUACAUCCAGUCACGCGGAGGGUGCUGGUCCUAUGUCGGGCGUAGAGGUGGAGGGCAGGUGGUGUCCCUGGAUAGGAGGGGGUGUGUUUACCACCAGGUAGUCCAGCACGAGCUGCUGCACGCCCUGGGCUUCAACCACGAGCAGACACGCAGUGACCGUGACUCACACGUCCGUAUUAUCUAUCAAAACAUCAUGAGGGGACAAGAGCACAACUUCAGGAAGAUUAAUACCAACAACCUGGGUACUCCCUAUGACUACGGCUCAGUCAUGCAUUACGGUCGGUAUGCAUUUUCCCGCAACCGGCAGGCCACCAUCGUCCCCUAUCCCAACCCCAAUGCGGUCAUCGGGAAGGCCUCCCAGAUGAGCCGCAUGGACAUCAUGCGAAUCAACCGCCUCUAUGGAUGCAGACGGUAGCAUCAUUGCUCACCCCACAGCCUUACUGCGGUAUACCAUUAAACAUACAUAUUCACAGUAUUAGUAUAUGAGUAUAUGGAGUUGUACUGUAUUUCAAGAAACUUUCAAGAGAUGAGCUGCUGUUUUUUCUCCAGAAUGAAUGGGGCCAUAGCUGGCAACAUGAACACAUCGCUCCAGGCCUUCACCAUAAGAAGUGGCUUUUCCAGCUCAAUUGCAUAAAUGAAUGCAGGAUGUUUGAAUAAACAGUUUAAUUGUG